GAGUGGCUGCCAGCUCCCAUUCUUGAGCGAGUUCGAGGACCACGAGACGCACAGCCCUAGCCCGAGCGACAGAGCACACCAAGGACCCAGACGUGCAACCCCUGCCAGAUGUGGGGGGUGGCUACCCAAGGGCAUGCCUUGCACCCCGCUCCACAGUCCCCACCUGCUGCUCCUGCUGCUGUCAUGUCUGCCGAAAGCACCCUCGGCUCAGGUGAUGGACUUCUUGUUCGAGAAAUGGAAGCUUUAUGGUGAUCAGUGCCACCACAACCUGAGCCUGCUGCCCCCACCUACGGAGCUGGUUUGUAAUAGAACCUUCGACAAGUACUCCUGCUGGCCUGACACCCCGCCCAAUACCACAGCUAACAUCUCCUGCCCCUGGUACCUACCUUGGUACCACAAAGUGCAGCAUCGCCUGGUGUUCAAGAGGUGCGGGCCUGACGGGCAGUGGGUGCGAGGGCCGCGGGGGCAGCCAUGGCGCAACGCCUCCCAGUGCCAGAUGGACGACGAAGAGAUCGAGGUCCAGAAGGAAGUGGCCAAGAUGUAUAGCAGCUACCAGGUGAUGUACACUGUGGGCUACAGUCUGUCCCUGGGGGCCCUGCUCCUUGCCCUGGUCAUCCUGCUGGGCCUCAGGAAGAUGCACUGCACCCGGAACUAUAUCCAUGGGAACCUGUUUGCGUCCUUUGUACUCAAGGCCGGCUCUGUGCUGGUCGUAGACUGGCUGCUCAAGACACGCUACAGCCAGAAGAUUGGAGAUGACCUUAGCGUGAGCGUCUGGCUCAGCGAUGGGGCAGUGGCUGGCUGCCGAGUGGCCACGGUGAUCACGCAGUAUGGCAUCAUCGCCAACUAUUGCUGGCUGCUGGUGGAGGGUGUGUACCUGUACAGCCUGCUGCGCCUUGCCACCUUCCAAGAGAAGAGCUUCUUUUCCCUCUACCUGGGCAUUGGCUGGGGGGCGCCCCUGCUGUUUGUCAUCCCCUGGGUGGUGGUCAAGUGUCUGUUUGAGAAUGUCCAGUGCUGGACCAGCAAUGACAACAUGGGUUUCUGGUGGAUCUUGCGGAUCCCUGUCUUUCUGGCCAUAUUGAUCAAUUUCUUCAUCUUUGUCCACAUCAUUCACCUUCUUGUGGCCAAGCUGCGUGCCCGGCAGAUGCACUAUGCUGACUACAAGUUCCGGCUAGCCAGGUCCACGCUGACCCUCAUCCCUCUGCUGGGGGUCCAUGAGAUGGUCUUUGCCUUUGUGACUGACGAGCACGCCCAGGGCGCCCUCCGUUCCACCAAGCUCUUUUUCGACCUCUUCUUCAGUUCUUUCCAGGGUCUGCUGGUGGCUGUUCUCUACUGUUUCCUCAACAAGGAGGUGCAGGCAGAGCUACUGCGGCGUUGGAGGCGAUGGCGAGAAGGCAAAGCCCUUAAGGAGGAACAGAUGGCUAGCUGCCGUGGCAACCACACGGCCCCAGCAGGGUCUAGUCACGGUGAACCUGGUGAGAAACUUCAGCUCGUGACUGCAGGCAGCUGCAACGGGACUAAACCCUCUGUGGAGACCUCCAUCGCCAGCAGUCUCUCAGGGCUGACUGACAGCCCCACCUGAAGCCCCACGGGAGCCCAGCCAGGCUGGAUUCAGUAAGGGCCUUACAGGACAACUCAGAACCAGGCUGGAGAGACAACGCAGCCAGACAGCAGCUUGCACUGUCCACACUCCCUCAACCUGUCCCGACCCUGGCACAGGCCACACUGAUGGAGUGGGGGUGAAUAUGAUGGAGGAGUUAUGCUAUGAACUGUGGUGUUCCCGUGUGCUGGCAUGUCCCAUGUGCCCAAUGUAUGUCCUUCAAUA
Molecule: messenger RNA, 1822 nt
Organism: Microtus ochrogaster (prairie vole)
Lineage: Eukaryota; Metazoa; Chordata; Mammalia; Rodentia; Cricetidae
Gene: Gcgr
Product: glucagon receptor
Biological process (GO): cell surface receptor signaling pathway; adenylate cyclase-activating G protein-coupled receptor signaling pathway
Cellular component (GO): plasma membrane
Molecular function (GO): peptide hormone binding; glucagon receptor activity
Source: RefSeq, a predicted model, not a curated record